AUGGGACGGGCGAUACACGUUGUGACCGUCAUCUCGCUGAUGGCACCGUUACUGCUGGCGCGACGAAUCCAGCUCGUCAACAUUAGCCCGGAGGAGGCACAGCAGCACAUCACCCAGCAGAGUCUGGACCUGAGCUACGCACCGAAGCUGGGCGAACAUCCGUUGGGUUAUGCGCGCAAAUUGCAAGACCCGUCCGCUGCCACCUUCUACCACAACGGGCGCAUCAUCGAGCACCCGGAGGACUACGUCGAGGAGGAGUACGAAGCAAAACAGUUCCACGGCCAGGAUGGGCUUGGCAGGGCGAUGUUUGGCUACAGUGACCACAACCAGGCCCGCUUGGAGGCUCGCAAUGCGAACGGGGAGGUGCGCGGCUCGUACCAGUACAUCAAUCCGCUCGGCGAGGACGUAGUGGUGCAUUACUGGUCCGACGGACUCGGGUUCCAUCAGGUGGACAACCGUCAGGUGGAGCUUCCGCAGCCGGUCCAGGAAACGGACGAAGUGCGCGAAGCUCGUCUAGCCCACAUGCGAGCCUGGGAGGAAGCGGCCAGCCUGGCGCGUGCGAAUCCAGACGUGAUGUCCGACGAUGGGCCGUUCCCCGGUGUGCAGAGCAAUGUGGUGGACGAUGAUGAUGAGAGUGAAGUGAUGCCGGCCCUUUCGAACCAACACCAAAGCCUCAUCCGCUAUCCGAGUCUACCGUACUCGGACCACAUUUCUCCGGAGUUCGGCGAUAGUGGCGCCAUCGACGGUGCUCUCGGUGACGAGGCCGUCGUGGUGGAAGCCGUCCGAGCUUUAGCCAAACGGCAGAGUGAUAGCGAGAAUGACGUUGUGACAGGCGAACCGAAGGGAUUCUUUUACAGCUUUGAUUAUCCCGUACAAUUGGUGGCCGAAACGGCCGCCAAGCGAGCCCGAGAUGCAAAGGAACAGAGUGGAGCUGAGGUGCCAAGUCCGCAGGCCUCGGUUGCAGUGGAAACCAAGCAGCCCAACGUACCGAAGACAUCGUUGCCGGCGACUGACGAAAGAGUUUCACUGAAGGCCGUUCUGAGCGGCGAAACGCUUGUCGACGCGGUGCACGAUGCACAGGUCUCUCCCAAGCAGAGACUGGCCGCCAAGGCGUAA
Anopheles cruzii is the source of this 1116-nucleotide messenger RNA. RefSeq lists its product as uncharacterized. The record is from RefSeq and is a predicted model, not a curated record. The transcript is spliced from 3 exons. NCBI's taxonomy places the organism in Eukaryota, Metazoa, Arthropoda, Insecta, Diptera, Culicidae. Gene Ontology annotation, cellular component: chitin-based extracellular matrix. The coding region runs from base 1 to 1116 and encodes 371 amino acids. Gene Ontology annotation, molecular function: structural constituent of chitin-based larval cuticle.